Sebastes umbrosus (honeycomb rockfish) is the source of this 2989-nucleotide messenger RNA. It is a transcript of the gene ercc4, whose product is annotated as excision repair cross-complementation group 4. The coding region runs from base 290 to 2977 and encodes 895 amino acids. The record is from RefSeq and is a predicted model, not a curated record. The transcript has 13 exons. Gene Ontology annotation, molecular function: damaged DNA binding; single-stranded DNA binding; single-stranded DNA endonuclease activity. Gene Ontology annotation, biological process: resolution of meiotic recombination intermediates; nucleotide-excision repair involved in interstrand cross-link repair; double-strand break repair via homologous recombination. Lineage: Eukaryota; Metazoa; Chordata; Actinopteri; Perciformes; Sebastidae. Gene Ontology annotation, cellular component: nucleotide-excision repair factor 1 complex.
ACCCCGAAGAGGAAAUGUGUUCAAGCAUCCAUGACAUCAUGCGACCCACUCUGCUGGAGACAUCUAAAGGGCGACUGCUUCCAGAAUUUCUGUAACUUUCCGAACCAGACAAGCACGCCCACCUCAUGCAGUGAUUCGCCAGGUGUUUGAAGAUGUGAAAUCCUAAUGGUGUCGUGUUACCACUCCAUCCCAACCAGCCUGCCUCAUGUUUUCAUCCUGACUGUUAAGCUGCAGAAGAAGAGACACAAACGUUCUCACACUAGACAUCACCCCCUCAGAUGCUGCCAGCAUGUCGGGGCCGCUGCUGGAGUUUGAGACGGAGAUGUUCCUGUCUCUGUUUGGUUGUGACGGGCUGCUCGUGACGGCGGAGGGGAUGGGGAUAGACCGCAUCCUGCUGCAGUUCAUGCGGGUCUACUCUGAGCAGGGCAGCCUGGUCCUCCUGCUCAACACCACCACACCUGAACAGGAGUAUUUCACGGAGCAGUUGCGAGUGGAGGGUGUGACCCACCUGCCCCGGACAGUGACCAGCGACGUGCAGAGCACUGAGCGCUAUAAUGUUUACACCGAGGGAGGGGUGCUGUUCGUCACCAGCAGGAUCCUGGUGGUCGACUUCCUCACUGACCGCAUCCCUGCUCAUCUCAUAUCAGGCAUCCUGGUGUAUCGUGCUCAUAAAAUCAUUGAGUCGUGUCAGGAGGCCUUCAUCCUCCGUCUGUUCAGACAGAAGAACAAGACGGGCUUCAUUAAAGCCUUCACUGACAAGGCCACGUCCUUCUCCUCGGGCUUCUGCCAGGUGGAGCGAGUGAUGAGGAACCUCUUCGUCAAGAAGCUCUACCUGUGGCCCAGGUUUCAAGCAUCAGUAAACACGGCGCUGGACAGGCACAAGCCGGAGGUGGUGGAGCUCCAUGUGACAGCGACGCCGGCUAUGAAGGCCAUCCAGAGCUCCAUCCUGGACAUCAUGAGCGCCUGUCUGAAGGAGCUGAAACGCUACAACCCCACCCUGGAGGCCGAGGACCUCUCCGUGGAGAACACGCUAGGCAACGCCUUCGAAAAGACCAUCCGUCACUACUUGGACCCCUUGUGGCACCAGCUGGGAGCAAAGACCAAGGGCCUGGUCCAGGACCUGAAAGUGCUGAGGGUGCUCCUGCUCUACCUCACCCAGUACGACUGUGUCACCUUCCUCAAUCUGCUGGAGUCGCUGCGCUCCAGCCAAAAGAUCUUUGGAUCCAAUUCAGGGUGGCUGUUCCUCGACUCCAGCACCUCCAUGUUUAUGAACGCCAGGGGUCGAGUGUACCGCAUCCCUGAGAACAAGAAGAAAUUUAAAAUGGGACUGGAGGCGGAGAAACCGAAGUCCUCCUCUGCUUCAGAGGUGAAGCGGGAACUGGUGCUGGAAACAAGCCCAAAGUGGGGAGCUCUGACCGAGGUACUGCAGGAGAUUGAGAAGGAGAACAAGAGCCCUCAGCAUGAACCAGGUGCUGUGCUGAUCUGCGCCAGUGACGACAGGACUUGUGCCCAGCUGCAGCAGUACAUCAGGCACGGCUCCGACUGGAUGCUUAACCGACUAUACGCCCGCACAGUCGGUAAACGGGACCCCGCUGCAGCCGCCGCCUUUGAACUCGACUCGCACAAAAAGGGCAACGGCUGGCCUAAAAAAGGAGCCAAGGGAAAGGAGCCUGCACAGAACAAAAAAUCCACAAAGAGUAAAAAAAGGCCAUCGCUGACUCUGACCCAGAUGGUGGGGAAAGAGGAUGAAGCAGCGGCGAUGGGCAGCAGCGGAGAUGAGGAUGAACCGACGGAGGAGGACGGAGGCGAGGAAGAUCAGCUGAAGCUGGAUUUGUCAUCGGACGCCUACUACGGCGUCCUAAAGGAGCCGCUGACCGUCAUUCACCCGCUGAAAGGCCUCACAGACCCCCACAGCUUGACGCGAGUGCUGCACGAGGUGGAGCCCAGUUUCGUGGUGCUGUACGAUGCCGAACUCAGCUUCGUCCGCCAGCUGGAGAUCUACAAAGCCAGCCGACCCGGAAGGACGCUGAGGGUGUACUUCCUCAUCUAUGGAGGCUCGACAGAAGAGCAGAAGUACCUGACGGCGCUGUCUAAGGAGAAGAAAGCCUUUGAGCACCUGAUCAGGGAAAAGGCUACUAUGGUGAUCCCAGAGGAGAGGGAGGGGCGAGAAGACACCAACCUGGACCUUGCUAGAAAUUUAGAGCCUGCCAAUGCCACCACCAACACCCGCAAAGCAGGAGGCCAGGAGCAGCCCAAAGAGCCCUCGCGAGUCAUCGUGGACAUGCGGGAGUUCCGCAGCGAACUGCCCUCCUUGCUGCACCGCCGCGGGCUGGACAUCGAGCCCGUCACCCUAGAAGUAGGCGACUACAUCCUGACCCCGGACACGUGCGUCGAGCGCAAGAGCGUCAGCGAUCUGAUCGGCUCGCUGCAGAGCGGCCGCCUCUACACCCAGUGCCUCUCCAUGACCCGGUACUACAAGAAACCAGUGCUCCUCAUCGAGUUCGACCCAGCGAAACCGUUUUCUUUAAUAGCCCGAUCAGAUUUCCGCAACGAGAUAUCGUCCAAUGAUGUUUCCUCAAAACUCACCUUGCUCACCUUGCAUUUCCCACGGCUCCGUAUACUCUGGUGCACCUCGCCACACGCCACAGCUGAGCUCUUCUUGGAUCUAAAGCAGGGUCGCGCCGAACCCGAUGCCGCGGCAGCUCAGGCAGUCACAGCCGAGUCAGACAUGGUGGCGGAAUCAGCAGACCUCUACAACCCAGGACCUUAUGACUUCCUGUUGAAAAUGCCCGGGGUCAAUACAAAAAACUAUCGGGCUCUUAUAAAAAACGCAGACAGCCUGGCAGAUUUAGCCAAACUCAGCCAGGACAAGCUGGCAGAGAUACUCGGGAACAAUAACAACGCUAAGUUGCUGUAUGAGUUUCUGCAUAAUGCCGCUGACGUCCCUCCUCCUGUGCAGAAGGCCAAGCAGACAUGAUAGGCAGUAAAA